AUGCCUCUAGUUCGCAAACGCCGAGCUGAACAACAGCUCGAAUCUGACAAUGACGAUGAAGUUUCAACUCCGGUCGCAGGCCCGGUCUCUACAGAGAAUGCUCGUCGCCGUCUCAGACGCACGUCAGACUCGGAAAGCGACGACGACGCCGACCUGGACGACGCUCGCGCCCCGAGUUCUAUGGAUGUUAUGGUUAAGAAGCUGGUCCGGCUUGCGCUGGCGAGCGAGCUAUCGCGGCAACCGAUCCGCCGCACAGAUAUAAGCACAAAGGUCCUGGGGGAACAGGGGUCACGCCAGUUCAAAAUGGUCUUCGAGAUGGCGCAGAAGACAUUACGAGAGACGUUCGGGAUGCAAUUGGCCGAGUUGCCGGGGAAGGAGAAGGUGACUAUUCAACAACGAAGAGCCGCCCAAAAAGUCGACAGACCCUCGUCCACAAACAAAUCCUGGAUUCUUACGAGUACCCUUCCCCUUGCGUAUAGAAAGCCGGAGAUCCUUCCACCGACAAGAGCGCCUCUUGAAGGCAUCUAUAUCGGGCUGUAUUCCUUCAUCAUUGCCGUGAUUCUGCUCAAUGGCGGUUCUUUGCCGGAGCAGAAACUCGAGCGCUACCUCAAGCGUACCAAUGCUGAUACGUACACGCCCAUCGAUCGUACGGACCGGUUUCUCCAGCGUCUAUGUAAGGAUGGAUAUCUCAUCCGUAAUCGGGAGAUGGACGGCGGAGAAGAAAUCAUCGAGUACAUGGUAGGGCCGCGCGGUAAGGUUGAGGUGGGCGUUCAGGGAGUGGCCGGGUUGGUGCGGGAAGUUUACGGUCGUCAGGGCGCUGUUGAAGGGGACGAUUCCACGCCUGCGGAGCGAGCGCAGAUGGAGGAAUUCGAGUCGCGGCUGGCUCGGAGUCUAGGUAUCAGGCGACCUGGGGCUGGGGUGGCUGAUAAUCAAGACGAAAGCGGAGAUGACGAAGGUGGUGAGGCACCAGGGCGAAGUCGAAGACGUCGCGGUGCUGGUUCCGAUGACGAGGCAGACGACGACAGUGAUGGUUAA
Molecule: messenger RNA, 1035 nt
Organism: Aspergillus pseudoviridinutans
Lineage: Eukaryota; Fungi; Ascomycota; Eurotiomycetes; Eurotiales; Aspergillaceae
Product: MAGE domain-containing protein
Exons: 3
Coding region: 1-1035 (344 amino acids)
Biological process (GO): DNA repair
Cellular component (GO): nucleus
Source: RefSeq, a predicted model, not a curated record